AAGCGAGUCGGGCAGCAGUUGCCUCCAGUGCCAUUUCGAACGACAAACGCGUCGCAAUGUCUGAGCAACGUUUCACCAAUCCGAGGAGCAGCCAACGAAGCCGCCGAUUCGGUUUGAUCUGCCCAAGCCUUUGGCUCAUGCUGCUCAUGCUCUUGCAGCUGGCUAUGGACACAGACGGCUACCGAGCUGUCAUACCCAUCGAUGAAGCUAAUCCCGGCAAAUGCAUUUAUCGGGGCGAUUUGCUGCAGGAGGGCAUCAACAACGGCAUUCCGCCCUGUCAGCGGCUUACUUGCAAUGCGGAUGGCUCCAUACUUAUCGAGGGCUGUGGCAAACUUCGCAUCGAUAAAUGCAAUCGUGGCGAGCGCAUCCAUCAAUCGAAGCCCUUCCCGGAAUGCUGUCUGCUGCGCUACAAAUGCAAAAAACCGGAUGGAGCGCCCUUCUACAUUGAACGGAAUGCCGCUGAGGGAGCGUAAAUGAUCCAUAACAUCCAUCUGGAAUCCAUCUGGAAUCCAAAUGGAACUCAUUUCAAAAUCCGUUUGCCGCCCACACUGGCAAACGAGCAAUGCUAAUUUAUUUUGUACAUUAUCCCACUUUGUGUAUCGAAUCAAGCAACUGUUCUUUUUUUUACUCCACAUAUACAUACAUAUAGAAAC
Molecule: messenger RNA, 653 nt
Organism: Drosophila hydei
Lineage: Eukaryota; Metazoa; Arthropoda; Insecta; Diptera; Drosophilidae
Exons: 3
Coding region: 57-473 (138 amino acids)
Source: RefSeq, a predicted model, not a curated record